UCCCAAGACCCCACACCACCAUGUGAGCACCCCACUCACUGCUUAGACAAACAAUACUGCUUCAGUUCGGAAGCGUCGAAAACAUAAUUGAAGUGGUGUCAAUAUGGACGAAGAUGCUCAACCAUUCGCAGCCGCAAUAUGCCGGUACAUGCCCAUCUUUGUGGGGACCGCAGCUCGUUCAUGAAUGGAAGUGAGAAGGCUCAUCCGGGUCCUCCAUCAUCAACCCGACGCAGCUGAGCGUCCAAGUAUCGGUGAGCUCCUGAUGGACGGGAGGCCCCUGCGGCCCGCCAACAACACAUGUUUACAGAACUUCCCCAAGUCACCUCUGUGGAUCAUAGAGUACGUCUGGGCUCACAAGAUGAUGGAAAUACAGGACGUUGUGGACCCGUCCAAUUGGCCGGAAGUGGACUCUCAGCCCCUCAGCCUGGAGGAUUCGUGGAGGCUUCGUGUCGCCUCCGCUCAGGUCUAUUCUAUCGUGAAGAACCGGGACAUGGAGCACUUUGACAAAGUGAUGGGCUUCCUGGAAGCCACUUACAGACUCCUGCCCGGCCUGGUGGCUUCCAUCAAACACAUGAAGAUCAUGUUUGGGCUUAAGACCCUGGUCAUCAUGAGGAUGCUCAGGGAGGGCAGAGGAAUGGUUGAAACGGUGUUAAAAACCACCCAGUUCUUCCCAAGUAAACUCCCUCAAUACCAAGGUCAAUGUAGCCAACCUGAAAUGUUCCUAAUGAGGAAGAACCAUCUGGACUUUAAGACUCUGGCACAAGCACUCGCAAUGAACAAGGACAAACUGGAAUAUUAUAUUAAGAACCAGAUGGAGGAGCAGUAUGGUGAACAUUACGCCCAGAAAGUAGAGGACAGACUGCUGCACUACCUGCAGGAGUUGGAGGCUGCGUUACCUGGAGAUACCUACAUUGACAAGAUACUGAAGAAGGAAAGCCCUGUGACUGAGGAGGAGAAGCUACUGAUGGAAGUAAUCACCUCUGACUCUUCCAACAUAGCGACCACUCUGAAGACUCUGCUGCACUGUGAUGUUGCUUCCUGUCGUCGGGGCACCACGUCUCAAUCAACCGCGCGCGGGACGGAAAGCUAUCAACCACCGUGCCGCCGUUCUCCAGAAGCUCGCCUCAAGUCCACGCAAGCCAACACUCUCCGGCGGUUCCAUCCGGAGGUUUUUCGGGGGGGACGGGAGGCUAACGGAGAGGAGGACGCUGAGGUAGUCAGGAGGUCUGAGGAGGAUGGCAGCCCUGGUCAGGAGCCCUCCGCCUCCCCUCAGUUCUGCUCCAAACACCAGCGAUGGGUGAGGAGCAUCCUGCAGGAGUGUCCCGACGAGUGCUCAGAGGAGCUGCUGCCGCAGGCCAACGUCUCUUCGUCCCCGCUGCUGUUCCUGUCGUCCUCACCCGACGCCCCUUCAUCGGAGGACCUCACGCCUUCUGACAUCGUCCCGUGCCCCCCUGACCAACAACGUCCACCUCCGCAGACCUCCACCCAUCUUCUGACCGCAGUCCAGGCAUCUGAAGGUGACCGGAUGUCCGGGUCUGCUGGAUCAGGAAUUGAUGUGUCUCAUACAGAACUUCUGCUCUCAUCCAGAGACACUGACGUGUCCACCCGGUUGUCCCCGGUGGUCCGACUGAAGGACCUUGCCUCCGUCAUCUUUAAACCGUGUCAAGUGCUUCUGAAACGUCUCCCCGUGUCCGGUAACCCACACGCAGCUCCCGAGGGGCCAACCUCUCCCCCCCGCCACAACACCACACCUCUGGGAAGCAGGAGGGACACUGGCGUCCACCCAGCGGACGCUGUGGCAGCAACAACUGCCCCGAGCGGCACGCUCAAAGUGCAAACGGCUCUUUUGUCCCCAGCUGUGAGAGACGGACGAGUCCACCUGAAGUCGUCGUCGAUGCCGAGCCCGGCUUUGCUUCUGCAGCCCUACGUGAAGGUUCACAGAUUGAGUGCUCGGGAGUGCUGUCGAGUCCCAGGGCUCAGAGCCCCCCCCAGUCGUGCAGUGGCUGCGCUGCAAGCCAGCAAGGACGACGUGGAACAGGACCGGAGGGAGCAGGAGGACAAAGAUGCCGAUUGUUCUUUUGACGUGAACACUCUUUACUCCGGUGGUUCAAGCAGUGACAGCGAGGACUCGUUUCAUGGAGAUCCGGAGUUUAAACCUCGCUUUAAAAAGAAAAGACUUCUCUCAGAGUAGCACAGCAUGUGGGAGCCCACUUUGCUGAUUACUCAACUAAAUAUUUUGACAUGAAUAAUGGGUAUAUGAAGAAUGAAUAAAUACUUUAUUAAUCCCUAAUGGGGAAAAUAAAAUUGAUCUGUUGCAUAACUUAAAAUUGUACUUUGUGGUGCUUCUAGAAAGCAAACAUUUAGAUUUUAGCAGCUAGAAAUCCACCAUGCGGCUGAAGAAUCCAAAUAAAUAACCUGAAGGGGUCCACAACAAACACUUCUGCCAGUUAAUAAUUCCCGCUGUCUUUAGUCACUAAAAUGAGAACAAGUAGUCCACCAUGUGAGCUUUGUCGGGUUAAGGCAGUGGACGUCGUAAGAACCCCACUGACCCCCCUGAGCAAAAAGAAAACCGUCUUCUCUCUUUAUCUCUCCCUCCCUCUCUGCCUCUUUGCUGCUUUGUUCAAAAAUGAAACACCAGACGGACGGAAGACAUCUUGGAAUGAACAGCUAUUUAAUAAAGAAUAAGAUGUUGUGCUAAAACGAACAUCUCAGCUGAGGAGUCCUUUGACCAUCUACCACUGUGGUCUCCACCAGCGAACUCUAGAACAACGGCUGCCUACAGGUGUUCAUACAGAUCAGUAAAGG
Messenger RNA from Pungitius pungitius (ninespine stickleback), 2805 nucleotides. RefSeq lists its product as uncharacterized. The coding region runs from base 185 to 2191 and encodes 668 amino acids. Gene Ontology annotation, cellular component: shelterin complex. The transcript has 8 exons. NCBI's taxonomy places the organism in Eukaryota, Metazoa, Chordata, Actinopteri, Perciformes, Gasterosteidae. Gene Ontology annotation, molecular function: telomeric repeat DNA binding. Gene Ontology annotation, biological process: regulation of telomere maintenance via telomere lengthening; telomere capping. The record is from RefSeq and is a predicted model, not a curated record.